ACACGCACACACACGCGCACACGCACACGCAGACCGGCCGCCGCCGCGAUCCCUGCAACAGCAGCGCCUCCCGGCCGCGGCGCGCACCCCGCUCCGACGCGGCGCUGGUCCUCGUCCCGGCGCGGCCCGUGCGCGGGGUGUUCCCGAAAACAAAGCGCAGGGAGGGUAGAGACAGACCCUGGAAACGCCCGCGCCACGCACGCCCGACCCACAGCUCCUUCCUGGCGUCCGAGUGGCGACGGUGCCCGCGCCGCCGCGAGGGGACAGCCACCUGCCAGUCUGCGCUCGGCGGCGCAGGACGCGCGGCUCGUCGCUGUCCUGUCCCGGCGGUGUCCCGGCUCCGGGCGCCCUCGCCCCAGCUGGUCUGAAGGUCGACCCUCGGCUCCGCGGCGGACCCAUCGCGCCUCGGAGUGUCCCCUGCGGCGCCGGGACCUCGCGAUGGCCCGGGCGCGCGGGCUGCUCUGCCUGUGGCUGGGCUGCUUCUGCCUGAGCCUGGCGCAGGGGGAAAGGCUGGAGCAGCGUCUCCCGGAGCCCCACAAAGCCGUGCCAGGGGACCGCACGGCAGGUGGCGGCCCGAACCCGGAGCUGCAGCCACAAGACAAGGUGUCGGAGCACAUGCUGCGGCUCUACGACAGGUACAGCGGCGGCGGCGGCGGCAGCGUCCAGGUGGCGCGGACUCUGGGCUCCCCAGAGCGAGGCUCGCGGCCCCUGCGCGCCCGGGUCCUGCGCGAAAGCAACACGGUUCGCAGCUUUCGAGCCAGAGCAGCAGGAGCCCUUGAGAGCAGGGGGCUGCAUGUGUUCAAUCUGAGCUCUCUGACCAAGUCCGAAAGUGUCCUGUCUGCCACGCUGCACUUCCCCGCUGGAGAGCCGGUGACCGUCAGCCCGAGCUGCCCGGCCUCCCAGGGCUGCUCCCGUCAUGCUCAGAGGGGACACACUAAGGUCGAGCUCUCUGCGUGGACCCUCACACCCAGCAGAAACCAGAGUCAGCUCCUGGGUCACCUGUCGGUUGACAUGGCCAGGCCCCAUCGAGGUAGCACAGCCUGGCUGUCUAAAGACAUCACUCAGCUCUUAAGGAAGGCCCAGGAAAACCAGCAGCUCCUCCUGGGAUUCAGCACGGCCUCCAAAGGACACCCGCUGCCACAGAGGAUGCCACCUUUUCCGGAGCCUUACAUCUUGGUCUAUGCCAACGAUGCCGCCAUCUCUGAGCCAGAAAGUGUGGUGUCGAGCUUACAGGGACACCGGAACGUUCUCGCCGGAGCUGUGCCCCACCUGGACGGCCACCUCAGAGCCGCCCUCUCUACGGAACGGAGGCAGAAGCGCUCGGCCGCCGUCCUGCUGCCUCUGCAGAACAAUGAGCUUCCUGGGGCCGAGGAUCGGUACAAGGAGGACGGGGUCUGGGAGGAGAGGAAGCCUUACAAGGCCCUGCAGACUCAGCCCCCUGAGAAGGGUAAGAACAAAAAGAAGCAGAGAAAGGGGCCCCACCAGAAGAGCCAGACACUCCAGUUUGAUGAACACACUCUGAAGAAGGCGAGAAGAAAGCAAUGGAUCGAACCUCGGAACUGUGCCCGGAGGUACCUGAAGGUGGACUUCGCAGACAUCGGCUGGAGCGAGUGGAUCAUCUCGCCCAAGUCCUUCGAUGCCUAUUACUGCUCCGGAGCCUGCCAGUUCCCCAUGCCCAAGUCUUUGAAGCCAUCCAAUCACGCCACCAUCCAGAGUAUAGUGAGAGCGGUGGGGGUCGUUCCCGGGAUUCCCGCGCCUUGCUGUGUCCCCGAAAAGAUGUCCUCGCUCAGUAUCUUGUUCUUUGACGAAAAUAAGAAUGUCGUACUUAAAGUAUACCCCAACAUGACAGUAGAGUCUUGCGCUUGCAGAUAACCCGGCAGCGAACUCAUUCAAACGCUUAAUUCAAUCGUUAGUUUAUUUUCAUGGACUUUUUUUUUUUUUUUUUUUUUUUUGUUGCACUGCCAAUGCAUUUUGCUCCAAAAGAUUUUUUCUAUGGUCAUAACAGAAUGAGCAGACAGACUGAAGAUCUCCGUCAAGGAGAACUGGACUGUGUUUGUUUCUGAAUGUAACUGAAAGCAAGAUCUUCGUAAACAUGGGCAUCUAUUUCUCUUUCUUUAAUCACACGCAGAACGCUAUCACUCAAACUGUCGGUAGAACUGUUAGCGAGCACGCCGAUUUAUUUUUGUAAUGGUCUUCGAAAAUAGACUGGAGAAACAGCAACAGCUUAUCAUUGAUCUCCACUCAUUUAAUGGCUAAAGGGAAAUAGGAACUUCAUGUUUUCAUGUAGGCUCCUUGCCUUAGAUUCCUGAGUAACUCAGCAAGUGCUAAAUAGUCCCAUCAACUUUGAUGUUUAGCUUCAAAGUUUUUGAAACUCUUGUUUACUUUUGCUUUUCCUCCGCAAGUCAUCGUGUGAGUAGAGUGUGUGUGUGUGUGUGUGUGUG
Molecule: messenger RNA, 2441 nt
Organism: Lemur catta (Ring-tailed lemur)
Lineage: Eukaryota; Metazoa; Chordata; Mammalia; Primates; Lemuridae
Gene: BMP3
Product: bone morphogenetic protein 3
Exons: 3
Coding region: 439-1872 (477 amino acids)
Biological process (GO): osteoblast differentiation; SMAD protein signal transduction; BMP signaling pathway
Cellular component (GO): extracellular region
Molecular function (GO): cytokine activity; growth factor activity
Source: RefSeq, a predicted model, not a curated record